Anneissia japonica is the source of this 509-nucleotide messenger RNA. RefSeq lists its product as uncharacterized. The transcript has 3 exons. The record is from RefSeq and is a predicted model, not a curated record. NCBI's taxonomy places the organism in Eukaryota, Metazoa, Echinodermata, Crinoidea, Comatulida, Comatulidae. The coding region runs from base 100 to 414 and encodes 104 amino acids.
UAUCAGUUGUCUGAAACAGUGCCUAUUUCAAUUAACACCAAUGUCAUUGGUGUGUAAAGUGUUUUAAAAUUAUAAGCCUUACAUUUUGCUUCGCAGGUAAUGGAUUACUUGUUCAGAGAAACUAAUAAGAUGACCUACCCAACAAACGUAGACCCCAGAUGCCCCUACACAUCCAUGAUGAUUUCUCGAAUUCAUGGUCUACCUGAAGAAGCCGAGGAAAUGCAGCGGUAUUGUAAAGAAGAUACAUUGAAUACAUUUAAUUACAUGCGGUUUGUGGCCAAUAAAGAGGCGAUCGUGUACCUGACACAGAAGAAGUACAAAUUGCCGUACGAUGAAGCCGACAAACGUUGUCGGGAAACAGAAUUUAAUUUUAGAGCGGCAUUUAAAUCUUCGCUGAAGCAACAAAAGAGAUGAAAUUCUUCGGUUUUAUCUCUAUGUUUUUAUAUGGUUUAUAUUAAUAUUAUUCUUAUUAUCAUUCUAAUUAUUACUAAUAUUAUUAUCAUUAUUAA